Messenger RNA from Dichomitus squalens LYAD-421 SS1, 5043 nucleotides. RefSeq names its product ras-domain-containing protein. The record is from RefSeq and is a predicted model, not a curated record. Gene Ontology annotation, molecular function: GTP binding; GTPase activity. Bases 98 to 763 code for a protein of 221 amino acids. Gene Ontology annotation, biological process: small GTPase-mediated signal transduction. The transcript has 12 exons. NCBI's taxonomy places the organism in Eukaryota, Fungi, Basidiomycota, Agaricomycetes, Polyporales, Polyporaceae.
GUCCCCGCAGCCUCCCUCUUACACACACACGACUCGCAGCACUCCAGGACACGCCUCGCAGACUACCAUUCCUCGAGACACCCUCUCCACACGUUCCAUGUCUGCUCAAAACCCCAUCAGGAGAAAGCUCGUCAUUGUCGGCGACGGUGCCUGCGGCAAAACAUCAUUGCUUUGCUCGUUCGCGCUUGGUGAAUUCCCCAAGGAAUACCAACCAACCAUCUUCGAGAACUAUGUCGCCGAGAUCCGGUUAGACGGCAAGGCCGUUCAGCUAGCACUAUGGGAUACUGCAGGUCAGGAGGAGUACGAGCGACUGCGGCCAAUGUCUUACUCGAAAUCACACGUUAUCCUCAUCGCGUUCGCCAUCGACACUCCCGACUCCCUCGACAACGUCACUGUAAAGUGGAUAGAGGAGGUUCGUUCGAUCUGCGGUCCGACGAUCCCCGUUAUUCUGGUAGGAUGCAAGUCGGACCUGCGACCGCCCCCUGGUUCCCCAAACUACUCGGCGUACGUAUCACGAGAGCAGGCGGAGCGCGUAGCCCAGGCAAUCGGCGCGCGGGCGUACAAGGAGUGUUCCGCGCUCAAGAUUGAGGGCGUUGACGACGUCUUCGAAGCGGCGACGCGAGCGAGCAUGCUCAUGCGUGAGGGUGUCCCUGCACAUGCGAGCGGGCACCAGCACAAUCGGCUGGGCGGAAGCAUGGGUCAUCGGAGGAACUCGAGCGGAGAGGGCUGGGAGGACAAAGGCCGGUGUUGCGUGAUCUGCUAGUCGCUGAUCGCUACAUGCCCGAGGCGAGAUGGUUGCGGGCGACUUCGCUACCUACCUGGCCACCGUCCCCAGCCACCGACAGCCACGCUAACCCAAUAACUUCAAGCCUCUAAUAUCGCCCUUAUUAUGACUCACUGUCGCUCGUCCCUCGCCCGCAUCACACACACUCGUGUAUACUUCGCAUGCUCCUUGCUCGCUCUCCCAUCUGCACACUGCAACCCAUUGCUACCGCCCCUCCCCCCGCGGCGCCCAUCCCCGCUACGUUUCGCACCCCUUCACCAUCACCAUCAACACGGCGGCCUGCGUAGUGUCACAUCCUCACUUCAUCCUACCCUAACCCGACUCAUCCACGCUGAACGCACACACGCUCCUUAAUGAUAUCGUCCCUGCUUCGAUUACACGGUCGGACAUUGACUUGGAAUGGACUAUUGCUUUCAACCUCACUCUCCUCCUUCCUAUCUCACCCUGUCCCUGUUCUCCCAUGCGUCCGUCGACCCGUCCUCACUCCGCUCUGACCUCUCUCGACCUCGCCCGUCACCCCCUUGUUCCGGCGUAUACAUACAGGCUCAUCUGACAUACCGAUAGGAUGAUAUGCAUGCACCCUGAUACGCUCGCGGAGGUGUGAUGUGUGGAGUAGGUGCUAUCGCGGAUUCAGUACCAUCUUGGUGGUGUGUGGUUUUUUGCUUAUCUGGUGAGCGCGUGAGCGUCCGCUGUCAUUCGCGCGUCAUGAUUCCAGCUGCGUACCUGAGCACGGAAGGCUCGUCAGUAUGCAGGAACGUGCUGCUUCUCAUCGAGCUUAGGCCAAGAGGCGUAAGUGCUUCCCUGCGUCGAGCUUCGUUUGCACGUGUCGGGGCUGGCUUCGAGCUUCUUGCUUCUGGCUUCCGUUCUUUGCACUGCGCUUGCUCCACCAUCGGGAGACGGAGCGCCUCCGUUGAAUGAUCGUGCAUGCCUCGAGGGCCUGGCUGUGGGCUGGGAGGGGCGACUUGCCCAGAUAAGCUACGUUGGGUGUCCGAGACUCGGGAACAUGGGGUACGGUGCGUUUGCUGCCGGCGGAUGGGGGGCUAGACGUGUGGAGCAGCAGGGCACGUGUACGUUUGGAGAGCGGCUCCGAUUAAUGGGGACUGGAUUCGGUGGUACGUGCCUUCGGAACGAGACGGAGGACGGGUCUUUGUGCGCCGUCUUGGAGGUUUACGGGCAUCGUCCUUGUCGUGUUGGUACAUGAACCCAGAUUUCUUGAUCGAAGACACGCGCGUAGGACACCGCGGUGGAUUACAGCCAGGCGCUCCAUUUACGAAGCAAAAGAGUUCUACACAUUGUGAGCAAGUCCCGUAAUGUUAUUUCAAAGCAGAGUCAUUCCUUGGUGAGGUAUAUUACAUAUGCAUCAAUCCAAGCCCACGUUGAAAUCCUGUUAAUAGCAGAACACAGCAUCGUAGCAGCAAGAGAACAUGAGAAGAUCAACCAACAGUAGGCAUAUGGAGCGGUCGAAUGCGCACAGUCCCGUCGUGCGAGCCAGAAGCAAGCGUCGAGCUAUCCGGAGAGAAUGUGACGGCCGUCACAUUGUCGCUGUGCUCGUUGUACGUCGCAACAGCAGACCCGUCCUCCGCCUUCCACAGCCGUACCGUGUUGUCCGACGCCGCUGACGCGAUGUAUCUCCCGUCAGGAGAGAACUCGACGACGUUGAUCAUGCUGUCGUGCCCAUCCAGCGAUAGCUGCCGAUCCCCGCUGUACGAGUCGCACACCUUCACCGUAGAGUCGCUCGACCCGGACGCCACCCGCUUCCCGUCGGGAGAGAACGCGACUGUCCACACGGGGCCGCUAUGCUCGUGGAGGAUGACAAGGGCUUCUCCCGUCUCGGUCUUCCAAAUGCGACUGCUGCCGUCGUCGGACGCGGUUACGAUGCGCUCCCCGUCGGGUGCGAACGCCGCAGAGCACACCAUGCCCUUGUGACCACGUAGCACCGACUUGGGCUCGAGACUCGUCAUAUCCCAGACGUAGCAUUCGCUCUCUGUCCCACCCGUCGCCGUGUAGCGACCGUCGGAAGAGAACACGACGAAUGUGACUACUGCGACGUGCUUGCUCAGUUUGACUGGGUCCUCGUAUGUCUCGGUGUUCCACACGAAGAGGGACCCAUCGUACGCGCCCGCGACGAGCUUGGAGCCGUCCGGCGAGAAUGCGAGGGAGUGGACGGCAAUGUGCGGCUCGAGCCUCCUGAUCUCCUGCCCGCUCGUGACAUUCCAGAGGAUGAUGUUCUGGUCGUUUGAGCCAGAGGCGAGCACCUCGUUGUCGUGAGAGAAGGCGAGAGCCGAGACGGUGUCCUGGUGCGGCGUGAGCUUGUACAUCAUGUGAUCGCCGCGUACGUCCCAGAUGAUGACCGUCGCGUCUUCGGAGCCACUUGCGGCGUACCUGCCGUUGGGGGAAUAUGCGAGUGCAGUGAUGGACCCAUCGUGGACACUGGCCUGAGCACCUGCGAUGAUGCGCUUCUGUCCGUCCUUGUCUUCCUCAUUCUCGUCGUUUUCUGCAUCCUGUACAUCGUCACCGGUUUCUGUGUACAUGGCGGCGAGAACGAGGACAUGAUUUCAAUCCCGAGACACUCUCGAAAGCGAGCGAACGAGCUUACGUUCUGCAUCGGAAGGGUUGGGUAUUCUUUGAUCGACAACGUACUCGGCAGACUGGUUGAGUUGCUCCGUAUUCUCCUGUGUAGUAUCAUCCACGGCUCGAGGACCCAAGUCAAGCUGCACCGCAACGGUCCCGACUGCUAGGCGGUUAGAAAGAUGAAGUAGUGGAAUGAACACGACACACCUCCAUCCUCGUCCACAUCCACUGUGGGCUUCAAUUCUUUCAGAGCGCCGGCUAUAUCUAACGGGAAAUCCUUGUCCUGGACUCGGAGGGUUUUCAUUAGAGACAGAUAGAUGGAGGAGACGGGGCCAAGUACCUUGAACAGUGCGUAGAUAUCUAGAUCCGAUGCGAUUGAGACAGAAGCAUCAGAAUUCUCAAGAAUGUAGUUCAAUAAGUCGUUCACUGGAUUCCAGGUACCACCCGUCUUCGACGCCUGUUCAAACUCGUCUUCAUCCGCUCCCUCAACUCCCUCAUCGGCUCUUACAACCACAUCCGCUCCAUCUGGCCCAGGGGGUGGAAGCUUAUCUGAACCUGCUGCAGCCUUGAUCGCAUUAAGAAACCACAGUCUCCGCUUCAUCUGAUAGUAGUGGAUGAAGAGACAUUGGUCGUUCAGCUCCUCCAUCUGAACUAGGGUCCGUUCACUGUCAUCGGCUUUGACCAGCGGGACAGAUGCAGGUGCGGCAAGGCUUCUGGAUGGCCCGAUCUUGCGAUGCGUCUGAGGCAACGUAUUAUCUGCGAUGCUCACGGUCAUGUUCAGACCCGCGACUGAGCUGAGAUUGGCCGUCACAGAGCCCAUCUUCUUCUUGCAAUUACCCUGCAGCGCCGCCACCGCCCACCGAGCUGUCUUCGUCGUUCCGCACACAAACAUGAUAUCCUGCUCCUUGAGGUCGAGCCCGUACUUCUCGUUCGCAUACUCCAUCCAGUGCGCGAAGUUCAGUCUCAUGUAGUUGAUGAUGUGGCGUCUGGACUUGAUCUCGGUCGUGAUGGCGGCGGGCGAGAACAUGAGGAAUGCACCGUUGUUGUCCUCACACGUAAAGGAAAAGCUGGCUCCUGCCGAUGCCGUUGCUAUGGGACUAAUGUUAGCCUGCCCAGAUCCCGAAGCAUCAACCGUCUUCACAGUCUGGCUGCAGAGUGGAGGUAUCGCAAGAGAUUUCAUGGGGCCUCGUACGAUAAGAUUUGGAGGGUUGAAUGGCGUAAAGUCGUUCGGUACGUCUUUGCGUAAUUGAUCUUCCUCCAACUUGAUCCUCGAAUUGAAAAGCUGGAGGAACGAUCCGUUAUCCAGCCAACCCACGUCUCCAAGGGAGACCUCCCUAGCAGAAGGGUCGGGUUCUGGGAGCCAGAGUGGAUAACCGAACCCUUGAGGGAACAGCUGAUUCGCGUAUACGUUCCAUGGGGGUUGAGCCAUAGCUUGAGCUCGUGUUUGUGACGCAGGACGAGGAGCGUAGGAUGGAUAAAGGGACGCGUCGAGGUCACCAGCAGAUGUAUAUCCAGUAUCUCAGACAAGGACAGAGCCUAUGAGGUAGCACAAGGACGGGAACUUGAAGCUGUGACCUGCAGAAACCUAAUAUCGAGAAGCGUGCAUAGCCUCGUUGCGCGUGCACGAGGCAGUUAGAGCGCCAUAGUAUCAGUACACACUCACCUACCAUACCACUUGUCUCGACCAU